Rhodamnia argentea is the source of this 1478-nucleotide messenger RNA. RefSeq names its product protein trichome birefringence-like 19. The record is from RefSeq and is a predicted model, not a curated record. The transcript has 2 exons. Gene Ontology annotation, molecular function: O-acetyltransferase activity. Gene Ontology annotation, cellular component: Golgi apparatus. Bases 14 to 1405 code for a protein of 463 amino acids. NCBI's taxonomy places the organism in Eukaryota, Viridiplantae, Streptophyta, Magnoliopsida, Myrtales, Myrtaceae.
CGACGUAGCUUUCAUGCACGCCAAGAAGCUGCGCUCCUCGCGCUUGCACGAACACUGUACAGUGUACACCAUGAAGGUCGCACUCUCGGAGCACCACGGCGGCGACGAGGACGAGCUGCGACAAAGCGCUGCUGUUAACUUCAAGAGGGUGGCGACGAUUGCCCCGGCCGCGAUUCUUCUUGCCGCGAUCCCUCUGUGCCUCCUCCUCCUCCUCCUCGCGAGCUCGCCCGUCCAGCCACAGGAUUAUCCCGCAGUUCAGGCGAUGGGAGACCAAAACGGCAGCCCCGAGGAACCGGGCGCGGCGGCCUGGGCGGCGGUGCCGGUGGCGGGGGAGAAGAAGUGCGACGUGUUCAGGGGGAAAUGGGUGUACCGCCCGGAUGCGCCGGCGUACUACACGAACGAGACUUGCCACGCGAUAAGCGACCAGCAGAACUGCAUGAAGUUCGGGAGGCCCGACGCGGAGUUCUUGAAGUGGCGGUGGGAGCCGGACGGGUGCAAGCUCCCGUGGUUCGCCGCGGCGGAGUUCAUGGAGACGACGAGGGGGAAGUCGAUCGCCUUCGUCGGCGACUCGCUGGGGAGGAACCACAUGCAGUCCCUGUUGUGCCUCCUGUCCAGCGUAGACGAACCCGAGGACAUCUCUCUGAGGUACACCACGGACUACAACUUCAAGCGCUGGUACUUCCCGAACCACAACCUAACCCUAGCCACCUUCUGGGCCCCGUUCCUGGUCCGCACCACGGACGCCCGCGGCGGCCAAACCCUCGAGGGCAUCCUCACCCUCCACCUAGAUGAGCCCCACCCUUCUUGGUCCGCCGAGAUCGGCGCCUUCCACCAUGUCAUCGUCUCAGCGGGCCAAUGGUUCUACCGCCCGCUCAUCUACUACCGGAACGGGCGACUCCUGGGCUGUUCGGCGUGCGGCCGGGAGAAUGCUACCGAAGUGUCGAGAUUCCAGGCGUAUCGGAUGGCGUUACGUACCGCGUUGAAAGCCGUCAUGGAAAGGAAGGACCGCGAGGGCGGCAUCACGUUUCUGAGGACGUUCUCGCCCGCGCACUUCGAGGAUGGCGAUUGGACCGACGGAGGGAGUUGCCCGAGGACGAGGCCGCUCGCGAGCCACGAGAAGAAGCUGGAGGGCGACGACUUGGAGUUCUACUUGGCCCAAGUGGAGGAAUUCUUGGAAGCUGAGAGGCGGGCGAGGGAGGUGGGCCUGAAGAUUAGGCUGCUCGGCACGACCCGGGCCAUGCUGCUCAGGCCCGACGGACAUCCGAACCGCCAGUGCAACUGGCCCAGGAGCAACGUGGGCCGGGCCGAUUGCGUGCACUGGUGCUUGCCCGGCCCGAUCGAUACGUGGAACGAGCUCUUGCUUUAUGUGAUGAAGUCGGACAGAGGUGUAAAGUUUGCUCAAUAGGAAGCAACGAAACGUGCGUAGCUGAUGGUUGUUUGUACAAUGUAUCCGGCGGAAUGGAAAAGGCAAUCACAUG